AUGCGUUUCUUCACAGCUACCCUGCUUCUGGCCGCCGCCUUGGUGCGUGCUGAUAAAGGAGACCCAAUUGGGUACUUCCAUAGCGACGAUGCAUGCCAGUCUAAUUACUAUAUUACCCUGAUUGAUGGUGACUGUACUUUUAUUAAUGAAACUUCCAUCAAUUUCACUGCUAAGCAUAGCGUCUGUUUCCUAUACACGGACGACGAUUGUGCACAAGAGUCCGAGACCAAGGAUGGCAUAGUGGAGGGAUGUCAAACAGUGGAAGAGCUGGCUGGUGGUGCGAUGUCUGUCGUUUGCUUUGGUCAAAACCAGUAA
Molecule: messenger RNA, 315 nt
Organism: Microsporum canis CBS 113480
Lineage: Eukaryota; Fungi; Ascomycota; Eurotiomycetes; Onygenales; Arthrodermataceae
Exons: 4
Coding region: 1-315 (104 amino acids)
Source: RefSeq, a predicted model, not a curated record